AUGGCCGAGUCCCUCUUCAACACCCAACGCCAUGUCAAAUAUUAUCUCCGAUGUCUGAAAACCUUCCUCCCGUCAGCCUAUAUCCCAAAUGAUUCCAAUCGCAUGCUUCUCGCCUAUCUAACUCUCUCCGGUCUCGACAUUCUCGGCGAGCUACAAAACAGUACCACGCCGGAAGAGCGACAAGGGUAUAUUAAUUGGCUCUACCACUGCCAGGUGCCAUCGGGAGGCUUUCGAGGAUAUUCAGGCACAGACUUUAGUGCAGAGAGAAGGGCCGCAGAGAAUGAGGCCUGGGAUCCAGCUAAUGUGGCAGCUACAUUCUUUGCGCUGGUAAACUUGCUCAUUCUGGGAGAUGAUCUGUCGCGCGUGAAACGAAGAGAAAGUUUACAGUGGCUUCCAAAACUGCAGCGCAGUGAUGGAAGCUUUGGCGAGGUUCUCGGGCCUGGUGAGGUAAUUCAAGGUGAUCGCGACUUACGGUACUGUUGUUGUGCAGCCGGCAUACGAUAUAUGUUGCGAGGGAACAGUCAAGAAGUCGAGGAUGUUAAAGACAUUGAUGUUUCGAAUUUAAUUUCCUUUAUCGAAGCGUGCCAGAAUUAUGAUGGCGGUAUGGCGGAGUCUCCCUUUCGUGAAUCUCACAGUGGCCACACAUAUUGUGCAGUUGGAUCUCUCGAGCUUCUGCGCCGGUUAAAAGUUGACACCCGAUCGGUGAAGUUGUUGUCACCGGGAACUGAGAAUUUUGAGGCCCUGGUCGGCUGGUUAGCAUCACGGCAAACUAGCGAACUGGGCGAAGAUGACGACGAGGAUGAAGAAGAUGACGAGGAUGAAGCUAACGGCGAGUCGCGUGAAACUGCAAGGAGUGCCCAGGAUGCGGAUUCGGCCCCCGACGCAAAGUCGGAGUCCAUAGAAGAUCGCAUCCUUGCGCUUCCCGAGAGCAUAGCACUAUCAGCCGACUCAAUACCCUGUGCUGGAUUUAAUGGACGAUGCAAUAAAAUAGCAGACACCUGCUAUUCCUUCUGGAACGGGGCAACGUUGGUGAUGCUGGAUCGGUAUUCCGUGAUAGACGACGUGCGGAACCGGCGAUAUCUUUUAGAAAAGGUACAACACCUUGUCGGUGGGUUUGGAAAGGCAGUUGGUGAUCCUCCAGAUCUACUACACUCAUAUUUCGGAAUGGUCUCUCUUGCCUUCCAAGGCGAGGUGGGACUUGCCCCAGUCGAUCCGGGACUGGUUACUACAGAAAGGGUAGUCCAGCAUCUUGAAUCGUUACCAUGGCAUUUAGGGCACUAA
Molecule: messenger RNA, 1281 nt
Organism: Penicillium taxi
Lineage: Eukaryota; Fungi; Ascomycota; Eurotiomycetes; Eurotiales; Aspergillaceae
Gene: cdc43
Product: protein geranylgeranyltransferase type I subunit CDC43
Exons: 4
Coding region: 1-1281 (426 amino acids)
Biological process (GO): protein geranylgeranylation
Cellular component (GO): CAAX-protein geranylgeranyltransferase complex
Molecular function (GO): CAAX-protein geranylgeranyltransferase activity
Source: RefSeq, a predicted model, not a curated record